AUGGACACUCGCGCUCGAUAUGGUGCUGCGCUGGGCAACAAGAUUGGGAUGUGGAGCGAGCUGGUCUUCAACUUCAUAACAGCCGCCGGCUGCUUGCUACUGGGAGUUAUUGACAGCAUUGAGUCAGUCCUUGGAGCGACGGAAGUUCUCGUCCCGAUAUUCGUGGUCGUGUUGUUUGUCGUGUUCAUGCUCGUCUGGACAUAUGCAAGCCUCGCCUUUGCCACGUCCCACGACGAAGCCAGGUCCGUAAACAAUAUCGGUCAAUUUCUCCGAUGGUUGGCCUUCGGAGCGUUUGGUGGAUUGGCUACCGCUACGCCGGCAUUUAUCCUCCUUCAGAAUGCCCGAACACACCUGGGUCCAACCUUGGAGCCUAUAUGA
Messenger RNA from Cladophialophora bantiana CBS 173.52, 378 nucleotides. RefSeq lists its product as uncharacterized. NCBI's taxonomy places the organism in Eukaryota, Fungi, Ascomycota, Eurotiomycetes, Chaetothyriales, Herpotrichiellaceae. Bases 1 to 378 code for a protein of 125 amino acids. The record is from RefSeq and is a predicted model, not a curated record. The transcript has a single exon.